UUACUUGACGUUCAACGUUUUAAGUCAUUAUCAUUAGUAAUCAAAUUAAACUACUUAGUUAAAACAAAAAUAAAAUAUUAGUUCUGUUAAUUCUACAAUGAGUUGCCUUAGUGAUUUAUCGCAAUCUAGUGAAUAUUUAAGUUUUCGAAGUAGUAUUCCAUUACGAAAAAUAGCUGUUGAUACAGAUGGCUCCAAGACUUGGAAAAUAUUUGACAGUGGUCCCAAAUCUGUUAACUGUCCCCUUGUUUGUUUGCCACCAGUCUCGGGGACUGCUGACAUUUUUUAUAAACAAAUAAUGGGGUUGACAACUAGAGGUAUUCGCGUAAUAGCAGCUGAGCCUCCGCCUUAUUGGAACUUGAAAGAAUGGUGUGAUGGCUUUAAACGACUCUUAGACUACAUGGAAUUAGAUAGAGUACACAUUUUUGGAGCAUCUCUGGGUGGUUUCAUAGGACAAAAGUUUACAGAAUUAACAAAAAAUUGUCCCCGUGUCGCAUCUAUAAUAUUAUGCAACUCAUUUACUGAUACAUCUAUUUUUGAAUAUGACGAUUCAGCAGUUUUAUUUUGGCUUCUACCAUCCUUAGUCUUGAAGAGAAUGUUAAUGGGAAACUUUACAACUGACAAAGUGGAUAAAAGAAUCGCAGAAUCCAUUGAUUUUAUGGUUGAAAGACUAGAAUCACUUACGCAAACAGAGCUAGCAUCAAGAUUAACACUUAAUUGCAUGCCUUGUUAUGUACAACCUCAGUUGCUUAAAGAUUUGCCUAUAACAAUAAUGGAUGUUUGGGAUGAAAGUGCCCUAAGUUCAAGAGUUCGUGAGGACCUCUACAAAUCAUACCCCCAUGCUAAACUUGCUCAUUUAAAAAGUGGAGGCAAUUUCCCUUAUUUGAGUCGAAGUGAUGAAGUCAAUUUGCAUUUAUUAAUUCAUCUGAGACAAUUUGAUGGGACUGACUGCACGGCGUCAUAUAUAAGUCUACAUAAAGUAUCAGCUCCGCGAAGUCAACCUGAGGAAGGCACUGUAAGCUACUUUAAUCAAAAAGAUAAAUUUGUUAAGAUAACAUAAAUAAUUGUAAUAACUUAAGUCAUUCCAUUUUUAUACAUUCCUCAAGAAAUAAUUUUAUUUUGCAUUUAAAGUCACAUGAAUUAUAUUAUAUAAAAUAUAUGAUGAUAUUGUUACGGUUUUAUAAACCAUUUUUACAUAAACUUAGAUUUAAGGAAUAUUGAAGAAAUUUAAUUCAUAAGCAGUUGUAAAAAUUGUAUAGACGACAUACAUAGUUGUAUGUAAAUUAAAAUAGGGACGCAAAUUAUAGUAUGGUGCUGAUUCAUGUGCAAUCACGAUUGCCUAGAUAUCUAGACAGAUCUACAUAUAAUAGAUCUAAUUAUAUUUUUAAAUUAAAAA
This is a messenger RNA of Vanessa atalanta (red admiral), 1393 nucleotides long. Its product is annotated as maspardin-like. The record is from RefSeq and is a predicted model, not a curated record. Bases 98 to 1057 code for a protein of 319 amino acids. The transcript is spliced from 5 exons. NCBI's taxonomy places the organism in Eukaryota, Metazoa, Arthropoda, Insecta, Lepidoptera, Nymphalidae.